CCUUUCCCUUCAUUGCAUAGUUAUUUCUUCAAGUUGAUUUUCUCUCCUUGUUUUGUUUCGUCGAAGAAAGUAUUUCUUCUCUCUGCAACUCUUCCUUUACUUUGUAGAUCGAAAGGAAAUUUUAUUGUGUUGUUCCGUUCCAUGGCCUCCAAGCGGAUCCUGAAGGAGCUCAAGGACCUCCAGAAAGACCCUCCAACCUCAUGCAGUGCCGGUCCUGUAGCAGAAGAUAUGUUUCAUUGGCAAGCAACUAUAAUGGGUCCCCCUGAUAGCCCUUAUGCUGGGGGUGUUUUUCUAGCUAACAUUCAUUUUCCUCCUGAUUAUCCAUUCAAGCCACCCAAGGUAGCAUUCAGGACUAAAGUUUUUCACCCGAACAUCAACAGCAAUGGAAGUAUUUGUCUUGAUAUCUUAAAGGAGCAGUGGAGCCCUGCUUUGACACUAUCUAAGGGUUUCUGUUUCCUUUUUCAGGUGCUGCUCUCCAUUUGUUCCCUAUUGACGGAUCCAAACCCAGACGAUCCUUUGGUGCCUGAAAUCGCUCAUAUGUAUAAGACAGAUAGGUCCAAGUACGAGACGACUGCUCGGAGUUGGACUCAGAAGUAUGCUAUGGGCUAGCAUGUUGCAAAAGCCUUCUAUUUGUUAAAAGAGUCAUAAUGUAUAAUCUAUCUUUUCAUUCCUGCCAUUUACAUAUUGAGGAUAGGUCUCAUAUCUGUAGCUGAUGUUCUUCAAUAUUCCACCAGACCAUCAACCAUACAUUUUUGCUAUCACCCGUUUUCUUUGUACAUGUUGCUUUGUGUUGAAUCGUUGAUUACUUUUGCUUCCGCCACGCCAACCAUUUACUAGCUGAG
Messenger RNA from Gastrolobium bilobum, 842 nucleotides. Its product is annotated as ubiquitin-conjugating enzyme E2-17 kDa-like. The coding region runs from base 142 to 609 and encodes 155 amino acids. Gene Ontology annotation, cellular component: nucleus. Gene Ontology annotation, biological process: protein polyubiquitination. Gene Ontology annotation, molecular function: ubiquitin conjugating enzyme activity. Lineage: Eukaryota; Viridiplantae; Streptophyta; Magnoliopsida; Fabales; Fabaceae. The transcript is spliced from 4 exons. The record is from RefSeq and is a predicted model, not a curated record.